This is a messenger RNA of Tetrahymena thermophila SB210, 1089 nucleotides long. Its product is annotated as patatin family phospholipase. Lineage: Eukaryota; Ciliophora; Oligohymenophorea; Hymenostomatida; Tetrahymenidae. Gene Ontology annotation, biological process: triglyceride catabolic process; lipid homeostasis. The record is from RefSeq and is a predicted model, not a curated record. Gene Ontology annotation, cellular component: lipid droplet; membrane; cytoplasm. The transcript is spliced from 5 exons. Gene Ontology annotation, molecular function: triacylglycerol lipase activity.
AUGUAAAAAUUAUUCGCAAUCUUCUGUAUCGGUCUUUUGGCUUGCUCCAUGACCACAGUUUCUGCCAGAUCAUGCAAGGCUUUGGUUAUUGCUGGUGGUGCUGACUUAGGCUCUUACGAAGCCGGUGUUAUUUAAGGAUUAGUUUAAGCCUAUAAUGAACUUGGUUAAGUCAGCGAAGUCUAUUGGGAUGUCAUUUCAGGUGUCUCUGUUGGAGCUAUCACUGCUGUUGGCUUAGGUUAAUUCCCCAAGGAAUAAACUGUUGAAAUGGCUAACUGGGUUGUUAAUUUAUGGGAAAAUAUUUCAAAGUCUGAUGUUUAUAGCAAUUACCUCGGUGGUGUCGUUCAAGGUUUCCUCUUUGAAGAAUCUCUCUUCAAGACUGAUCCUUUGAGAGCUUUCUUAAAAAAGAAUGUAACCAGAAAAUAAACCAGAAAACUUGUUAUUGGUGUUACCAAUGCCAAUACUGGUGAAUAUGAAAGAUAUAACGAAUCCUUAUCUGAUGCUGACCUUAUUGAAGCCGUUAUGUGCUCUUCUGCUGUUCCAGCUUUCUUCCCCUAUCAAAUCUUCAAGGGUAACACCUACUUCGAUGGUGGUGUCGUCCGUGCUGCUGAUGUUUUUGGUGCUAUUGACAGAUGCAAAGAACUUGUUGACGAUGUUAGCCAAAUCACUGUUGAUGUUAUAUUAGUAACUUCAAAGACAUUCGAACAAGAUGUUCCUGAUGAUUUGAAGCCUAUUAAAGUUGGUACCCUCUCUCAAAAAGUAAAGGACCACCACAAUGCCAGAAGAUCUUUACUUGAAGCUUACGAAGCCUUCCCCACUAUUAACUGGAGACACAUUAUCAAUCCUCAAACUAAAUUACCAGAUGCUGAUUUCCCUUUCAAUUUCAACCACAAAUAAUUACUCUAAAUGAUCGAUUAAGGUAGAAAUGAAGGACGUGCUGCCGUUUAAUAACAUACUUCAUACGAAUCCUCUAGAAAUGGUAACGACGAAACUAGUAACUUAUCUCUCUCUGCUAAGUUAGCUUUUAUGGAUGCUUACGAAGCUGUUUUCGACAGAUACAACAUUUCUUAUAACAAAACUACUUCUGCUUGA